This is a messenger RNA of Fraxinus pennsylvanica, 2301 nucleotides long. Lineage: Eukaryota; Viridiplantae; Streptophyta; Magnoliopsida; Lamiales; Oleaceae. The record is from the annotation of a GenBank genome assembly.
AUGUUCUUUAAUGCUUUCGUACCGUUCUUUAUCCUUUGUUUGAUCUACGGAAAAUCUCUGAUGGGCAUUGCACAAAAGAUUAGGGAUGAGUACAGUAAGACAGAUACAAUUGUGGAGCAAGCUAUUUCUUCCAUUCGAACAGUUUACUCGUUUGUAGGGGAGAGUAGGACUAAUGCUGAGUACUCUGCUGCUCUUCAAGGGUCUGUUAAAUUGGGAUUAAGGCAAGGUUUAGCCAAAGGUUUGGCCAUUGGUAGUAACAGCAUCGUCUUUGCAAUUUGGUCUUUCAUUUCUUAUUAUGGAAGUACAUUGGUCAUGUAUCACAGCGCUAAAGGAGGCACUGUCUUUGCAGUUGGUGCUACCAUUGCCAUUGGUGGAUUAGCACUGGGUACUGGUUUGUCUAACCUUAGGUACUUCUCCGAAGCAAUUGCAGCUUGUGAACGCAUAAUGGAAGUUACAACGAGAGUGCCAAAAAUAGAUUCGGAGAACAAGGCAGGACAAGUAUUACAAAAUGUUGUGGGAGAAGUCGAGUUUAAACACAUUGAAUUUGCAUACCCAUCAAGGCCCGAAAGCAUUAUUUUUAAAGAUUUCAAUUUGAGAAUCCCAGCAGGAAAGACAAUGGCAUUGGUUGGAGGAAGUGGGUCUGGAAAGUCAACAGUAAUUUCUCUAUUGCAGAGAUUUUAUGAUCCACUCAGUGGCGAAGUCCUUCUCGAUGGGAUCGCCGUUGAUAAGUUGCAACUGAAAUGGCUACGAUCACAAAUGGGACUGGUAAGUCAGGAGCCAGCCCUAUUUGCUACCACAAUUAAAGAGAACAUACUUUUUGGCAAAGAGGAUGCAUCUUAUGAAGAGGUUAUUGAGGCCGCCAAAGCUUCUAAUGCUCAUAAUUUUAUUAGUCAAUUGCCUCAAGGUUAUGACACCCAGGUUCGAUCGUUGGUGGGCGAUAGGAUGGCACUUCUUCUCCAAACUUUCGCAGCAGUGACCAUUGCUUGCACCAUGGGAUUGAUUAUAGCCUGGAAGCUCGCAUUGGUAAUGAUAGCAGCACAACCUAUCAUCAUAAUUUGCUACUAUUGCAAGCGUGUCCUGCUUAAAAGCAUGUCCAAAAAGGCCAUCAAAGCCCAAGAUGAAAGUAGCAAGCUCGCAGCAGAAGCUGUUUCCAAUAUUCGUACUGUCACGGCCUUCUCCUCCCAAGCAAGAAUUUUACAGAUGCUCGAGAAAGCCCAAGAAGGCCCACAAAAAGAAAAUAUUCGCCAAUCAUGGUUUGCAGGUAUAGGACUUGGGGCCUCUCAAGGCCUCAUGACAUUAACUUGGGCUUUGGAUUUCUGGUAUGGUGGUAAACUUGUUGCAGAAGGCUUCAUGGGAUCAAAAGCACUGUUCCAAACGUUCAUGAUCUUGGUGAGCACAGGCCGUGUUAUAGCCGAUGCUGGGACAAUGACAAACGAUCUAGCUAAAGGUUCCGAUUCAGUUGGAUCAGUUUUCGCAGUAUUGGAUCGGCGUUCCUUAAUCGAGCCAGAUGAUCCAGAAGGCCACAAGCCUAAUAAAUUAAUUGGCCAUGUGGAGUUACAUGAUGUUGAUUUCGCCUACCCUGCAAGGCCUAGAGUUAUGAUCUUCAAAGGCUUUUCAAUUAUAAUCGAAGCCGGAAAAUCAACAGCAUUGGUUGGAGAAAGUGGCUCCGGAAAAUCAACCAUAAUAGGUUUGGUAGAAAGAUUUUAUGAUCCACUUAAAGGUGUAGUAAAAAUCGAUGGCCUAGAUAUAAAGUCAUAUAACCUAAGGUCACUGAGGAAGCACAUUGCACUUGUAAGCCAAGAGCCCACAUUAUUUGCCGGUACCAUACGUCAAAAUAUCGCAUAUGGAGCAUCAGAACACGUGGACGAAGCUGAGAUCAUCGUGGCAGCUAAGGUAGCAAAUGCCCACGAUUUUAUCACGGGGUUGAAGGAUGGAUAUAAUACAUGGUGUGGCGAUAGAGGACUGCAGCUAUCCGGGGGGCAGAAGCAACGAAUUGCAAUAGCACGUGCCAUUUUGAAAAAUCCUGCGGUUUUGUUACUAGACGAGGCCACGAGUGCAUUAGACUCGCAAUCGGAGAAUGUGGUGCAAGAUGCACUUGAGCGUGUGAUGGUGGGGAGGACUAGUGUAGUUGUGGCACACAGGCUAAGUACCAUACAGAAUUGUGAUACGAUUGCCGUUUUGAGCAAAGGGAAAGUGGUAGAACAAGGUACUCACUCUUCCUUGUUAGCCAAAGGACCAAAUGGAGCAUACUAUGCAUUAGUUAGUCUCCAAAGAACUCAUUGCACUCACUCAACUAAUUAA